Molecule: messenger RNA, 471 nt
Organism: Podospora bellae-mahoneyi
Lineage: Eukaryota; Fungi; Ascomycota; Sordariomycetes; Sordariales; Podosporaceae
Source: RefSeq, a predicted model, not a curated record
AUGGACGCUGAUCACCGCCAUGUCUGCAAGUUCGACAGCCACCCGGACCCAAACUACAAGAUGCUGCGAAAUGCUCUUCUCACAGCUGUCGAUGCAAUACGGUCAUCUCGGCCCGAGACUCCGCCACCGCAGCCAUCCUCCCUGUCUGGACAUAUCCUGCGGCUGAGUAGUGCUCCAUCUCUGUCCGAUGCCACAGCAGCUGCGCUCCUUCGCUCUUUUUUAGGAACUGGAGACUCCUUCGAGACCGACUUGGCAGCUCUGCAGGUCCUCAAGCAGCCGGGGUCAUGCCAGUGGUUCACCAGCUUUUUUCUUUGGACACGACUGGUCGUACAAGAGUUUGAGGGUGAUGAGAUCAUGGAGGUUGUGUUGGAACAGGUGCCUGCCGACCUGUUCGCCUUCUAUCGUCGAAUGUCGGAAUCCAUUACUUUCAAGAAACGAAAAGCUACCCUUGCAAAGUCCAUCUUGACUUAG